ACGAACCGCGCAAUCCACUCCGUCACUCCCCACAAUCUCAAAAUCCCUAAUUUCUUUCUUCUUUCUUCCAUACAAACCCUAAUUCCAUCACUUACCAAUCAGUCAAUCAAUUAAAUAAAAUAAAACAAAUUCCUCAGAUAAUAUUAAGAAUAAUCCAAUCUAAACUAUUUUGUCCCAAACUAAAAAAAAGCUACUCUUUUUAUUUGCAGAAAUCUCAAUUCAUUAAUGACUCCAAUUGAUUACUCAAUGGUUGAAGACAAGGACCAGCAACACAACUCCAAACGACGUCGUCUUGCCUGGGAUGUCGCUGCACAUUCACCUGAACAACAACAACAACAAAAAGAGGUUGAAGUAAGGCAGCCAGUGUCGGGUCGCCACGUGUCUCCGCCGAAAAGAGAGGAUGAUCGUGACGGGCAUUAUACUUAUAGUCUUGGGGAUAAUUUAACUCCAAGAUAUAAAAUACUAAGCAAGAUGGGUGAAGGCACAUUUGGUCGAGUUUUGGAAUGUUGGGAUCGUCAAACUCGCGAAUAUGUAGCCAUCAAGGUAGUCCGAAGCAUAAGAAAGUAUCGGGAUGCGGCAAUGAUUGAAGUUGAUGUUUUGCAACAACUUGCUAAGCACGAUAAAGGCAAAUCAUACUGUGUGCAAAUUCGGAAUUGGUUUGAUUAUCGUAAUCAUAUAUGCAUUGUGUUUGAGAAGCUUGGACCAAGUUUAUUUGAUUUCCUAAAGAGAAAUAAAUACUACCCUUUCCCUGUGGAUCUUGUUCGUGAAAUUGGACGUCAGCUUUUGGAAUCUGUAGCAUAUAUGCAUAGUUUAGGCUUAAUCCAUACUGAUCUGAAGCCGGAAAAUAUACUUCUUGUCUCUGCUGAUUAUUUAAAGCUUCCUGGUUACAAGAGGACUUCACAGGGUGAAACGGUUUUUAGGUGCUUGCCAAAGUCGAGUGAGAUUAAGUUGAUUGAUUUCGGUAGUACUGCUUAUGAUAAUCAAAAUCAUAGCUCCAUUGUUUCAACAAGGCACUACCGAGCACCCGAAGUUAUUCUAGGGCUUGGAUGGAGCUACCCAUGUGAUAUGUGGAGUGUUGGUUGUAUACUUGUUGAGCUAUGCUCGGGUGAAGCUUUGUUUCAGACUCAUGAGAACUUGGAACAUUUGGCAAUGAUGGAGAGGGUAUUGGGACCUUUACCAGAGCAUAUGGUUCGAAAGGCCAACCGAGGUGCAGAGAAGUAUUUCAGACGAUCAAGAUUAAACUGGCCUGAAGGUGCAGUAUCUAGGGAGAGUAUCAGGGCAGUGAGGAAGCUGGACCGGCUCAAGAAUAUGAUAUCACAGUGUGUAUCCGCGGGAGGUUCAAGAUCAUUGAUUGUUGAUUUGCUGCAUGGCUUAUUGAAUUUUGAUCCUGCAGAGCGUCUCACUGCCAGACAAGCUCUUGAUCAUCCAUUUUUUAGAAUCAUCCACGCAUAAGAGGUCCCAUGAUGCCGCAACUGCGAGCAGUUUUGAUACGGGGGACCAAAAGACGGCAUAUGGAAAUACUAGAAGGUUUAGGCUUCAUGCACAUGGCUGUACUCUUGGUAUCCAAGUUCAUUGUGGCUGUGUUCUUGUGUUACUGGCUGCUCCAGAUAACCUGUGUUGCCUAGUUUUCUUUGAAUGUUCAUCCCGGGGUUUCUGCCCUCUACCGUUUCCAACCGUAUUUUUGGUUGAUGCAUAUCUGCAGUUUGUAUGGAAUAAUUUAUGAAAUUCUAAGCUGGUUUUUAGCGAUGGCAUAAAUUGCUGUGAAUUUGGACAGUCCUGGUAGUUUGGCCCAGGUUUUGUAGAGUUGUAAUGAUACAUUUACCCAAUCGUAUCUAUCUAGAUAAAACCUUCCUGAUGAGAUAAUAAAUGGUAAAUCAGAAGUCUUUGAUUGAAA
Messenger RNA from Erigeron canadensis, 1894 nucleotides. RefSeq names its product serine/threonine-protein kinase AFC3. Gene Ontology annotation, molecular function: ATP binding; protein kinase activity. The coding region runs from base 226 to 1452 and encodes 408 amino acids. The transcript is spliced from 13 exons. Gene Ontology annotation, biological process: protein phosphorylation. Gene Ontology annotation, cellular component: nucleus. The record is from RefSeq and is a predicted model, not a curated record. NCBI's taxonomy places the organism in Eukaryota, Viridiplantae, Streptophyta, Magnoliopsida, Asterales, Asteraceae.